AUGGAUACUGGUCCUACACUUCUUCCGUUUCAAAUAAUCCAAACUAGCGAGAUCAACGAACUACCACCAGUCGAGCCACUUAUUAAAAUAGCCAAAUCCGAAGCCUUUAAUAAGAAACCCAAUUUCUACGAACUCUCACAACCCCAUGAGUACAGUUCUAGCUAUCGACUAGCAACAUUCGGUUCACACCAACUUUACAAAGACUAUUGGAAAGGCAUCGACUUCUUUCCCCAGAUCAAACAUGUCGAUUAUACCAGACUUCAACGCCCCCCAAUCUGCCAAAAUCUAAUGGCAGUUAAUCGCACUCCAGAAAAAGGUUCGCCCUACCUCAUGUAUAGCAACGAUGGCUACAAGUACUUCAUUCGCAAAGAAAGACAUACCGAUGGUAUAGAUGUUUGCGCCUCUAUCUUUCUCAACGAAAUUCCAACCAAAGUAUCUCUGUAUAAGAACAAUAGUCUUGUUCUGACCCGGACUGGUGUUGAUAUCAUUGAUUGUAAUACCUUAAAGACAUAUACUAUUCCUAUUGAUCAGCCUUUCGAUAUGGCCACUCCAUUUGGCAAUACUAGUUUUCUUUGUGUGCUUAAAGAGCCUGCUUGUUCCUCUAACACUGAUCCUAACUAUUAUAACGCUAUCUUAGACCAGCUAGAUCUAGAAAGUGGCAAGGCAAUCUCAUACACGAUCAAGGGCCACUCGGCCUUCUCUACUGCCGCUAAAAUAUCUAGUACUUGGCAUCCCCAGCAAUACAUUUGCGGUCGAUCCAUGUACAUCUCCUUGCUUGACUUGCGCGAAAAGACAUCACGAUCUAUUUGGACUAUUGCUCCAAAACUGGAAUCCCUUCAUCCAGAUAGAGUUGUUAAAAGCGGAACCAUCAAUAGUUUGGAACAAGCAACUUCUAACAAAAUCGUAGUUUCGACUGGAUCGCACUUAGGUACUCUUGAUAUGCGCUGGCUUAAUGAUAUGUUUAGUUCCCGGUAUGUGCCCUUCCGAGCCGAAGGUUUAGCAGCCGGUCAUAAUGUAGUAGCUUACAAUGCUUUAGGCCAGUUCUUCUUCGAAAGUCUAAGUGCUAGUGAACCCUAUGCUUACCGGCACUUUAAACUUCCAACCACGACCCAAUUCUUAGCCUUUGACUGGCAUAGCCGUUCCUUCACUAAACCCUAUUCUUUUGCCGCCUUCCUCUUUGAUACACAUAUCAUUAUUCAUCAUCAUGAUGGCCAGACUAACUUGCACCAAAUUCCCAGUGCUAAACCAGCCGAUAUUGUUUUCGGACUAGCCGGUGCCAAAGAUAUAGUCCAGCAGAAUAGACGCAUUCGUAAGCGCAGUUCAGCCCUAAAUACCUUCUUAGGCCGCACAAAAAGCCUCUUUGCCACCACCACCACCACCAACAAACCCGAUUCCUAUACCUACUUAGAGCGUUCCCUACUAGGUGGUCAUGGAGACCCCCUAAAACCCAAACCACCUCUCAACACCACCAUCCCCAGGUACCUAGCCCAGAUCUGGCCCGCCAGUAGUUUCGGCAAUAAAAUCGGCAACAACCCCGCCAAUACACUUGGCAAUCCACUUAACACUCCCUCUACCACAUCACAACCAAGCACUCCCACUAACACCCCCACUAAUACUCCUAAUAACACUCCCACUAACACUCCUAAUACCACACCAAAUAUUACACCCCAAUCUAGUCCUAUCAUGUCUACCAGCCCAUCUUCUGCCAUUGAACUUGCCAAAAAGUACAACAUCCAACCCCCCGGCGAGCACCGCAGUCUCAACUCCAAGACACCUUCUCCCCCAAAACCCAACUAA
Messenger RNA from Nematocida homosporus, 1797 nucleotides. RefSeq lists its product as uncharacterized. The coding region runs from base 1 to 1797 and encodes 598 amino acids. The transcript has a single exon. The record is from RefSeq and is a predicted model, not a curated record. Lineage: Eukaryota; Fungi; Microsporidia.